Papilio polytes (common Mormon) is the source of this 2219-nucleotide messenger RNA. Its product is annotated as probable peroxisomal acyl-coenzyme A oxidase 1. Gene Ontology annotation, biological process: lipid homeostasis; fatty acid beta-oxidation using acyl-CoA oxidase. The coding region runs from base 110 to 2107 and encodes 665 amino acids. Gene Ontology annotation, cellular component: peroxisome. NCBI's taxonomy places the organism in Eukaryota, Metazoa, Arthropoda, Insecta, Lepidoptera, Papilionidae. The transcript is spliced from 14 exons. Gene Ontology annotation, molecular function: acyl-CoA oxidase activity; fatty acid binding; FAD binding. The record is from RefSeq and is a predicted model, not a curated record.
AUCGACUCUAUCGCGUUAUCUUCGUAACAAAUUGUUUUCAUACAUCAGUGUCAUUUUAACUCGUUACUAAAGUAGACAUUGUUAUUUUGUUUAUAUAGUAUUGUGCAAUAUGGCCGCAAACAAAGUAAAUAUAGAUUUACAAAAAGAACGCGCGAAAUGCAACUUUAACACCGAAGAAUUAACGAACUUGUUAGACUGGGGAGUUAAAUAUACCGAGAGAAGGAGAAACUUAGAGCAAAAGGUAUUAAGCGUUAAAGGCUUGUUGGAUGACACGCCCGAAGAAUACUUGAGCCACAAAGAAAAAUAUGAAAAUGCUAUCAGAAAAUCUGUGUUGUUUUACAAGACUCUACAAUUGUUGGAUGAUGACAUGUCUGUUGAUGAAAGAACUAGAUCUAACUUCCGUAACUUAAUAGCGUCUGCAGUAUUCAAAGAUAACUCUCCAUUCAUGCUGCACACGUCCAUGUUCAUCCCGACUAUAAUGGGCCAAUGUACUGACGAACAAAAGGCGUAUUGGCUCAAACGGGCGAAGAAUAUGGAGAUAAUCGGCACAUACGCUCAGACGGAACUGGGACAUGGUACCUUCAUACGUGGCCUGGAGACGCGGGCAACAUAUAAUCCAGACACGGAGGAAUUCGUUUUGCAUAGUCCAGCACUGUCCUCUUAUAAAUGGUGGCCUGGAGGCUUGGCCCAUACGGCGAACUAUUGCGUAGUUAUGGCCCGUCUCUAUAUAAAAGGGAAGAGCCACGGGAUCCAACCUUUCAUGGUACAGAUCAGAGACGAAGAGACCCACAUGCCUUUGCCUGGAAUCAAACUCGGCGAGAUCGGAGCCAAGCUUGGUUUUAAUACUGUUAACAAUGGCUUUCUGGGCUUCGAAAACCAUAGAAUACCAAGAGACAGAAUGCUAAUGAAGAAUGCACAGGUGUCGAAAGACGGUACGUUCGUAGCGGGCAGUAACAGCAAGUUGACGUACGGCACUAUGGUAUUUGUUCGCGUUAUGAUAGUGAACAACAUGGCCAAUUUGCUUGCUAAGGCGGUUACCAUAGCUGUUAGAUAUAGCGCUAUCAGGAGGCAGUCGCAGCCUAAACCGAAUGAACCGGAGCCACAAAUCUUGGACUACGUGACUCAGCAGCACAAGCUGUUCAUCGCAAUCGCCUCGAGCCACGCAUUCUCCAUCAACGCCAUGUGGCUGUGGGAGAUAUACCACAGCGUCACCACACAACUUGCAGGCGGAAACCUUGAGAACUUGCCCGAGUUACACGCGUUAGCUUGUUGCCUGAAGCCAUUGAGUACAAUAGAUGCUACGGCGAUGAUAGAGAAGUGUCGGCUGGCGUGCGGCGGACACGGCUACAUGCUGUCGGCCAACCUCGCGCAGACGUACGGACUCGCCACCGCCGCAUAUACAUAUGAAGGCGAGAACACAGUGCUGCUGCUGCAAGCUGCUAGAUCUUUAGUAAAAGCCUGGAGCGCUUAUGUUAAAGGCCAGGCUUUGAAAGGCACAAUGGCGUAUCUAGCAGGAGACCCUACAGUGAAGUCGUGGGAUGGCUCCGUUGACGGAAUUAUACAGAGUUUUAAAGUUGUUGCUAUACGUAAAAUAUCGAGCGUUGUGAAGAUUCUUGAGGAAUACGAAAAAUCCGGCCUAUCACCUGAAGACGCUUGGAAUAAGGCGUCAGUGCUCCUUACUGCAGCAUCAGAGGCACACGGCAGAGCUAUACUCCUCUCCGUGUACAAGUCUGAAAUGGACAAGAGAGCUGCCGCGCUGUCUUCGCCUUUGAGGACUGUCUUACUACAAUUAGUAGACUUGUACGUCACCUACUGGGCUCUUGAAAAAGUUGGCGACAUGUUACUGUAUACACCGAUCACGGAAAGAGAUGUCGUCGAACUGCAGCGACGAUACACGGACCUAUUGGCGGUCAUCAGACCCAAUGCAGUCAGUUUGGUCGACGCCUUCGACUUUAGAGAUGAGAUCUUAAACUCAACUCUGGGCGCUUACGACGGUCGGGCGUAUGAGCGUCUGAUGGAAGAAGCUAUGAAGAGUCCGCUCAAUGCUGAGCCUGUCAACCACACCUUCCACAAAUACUUAAAACCUUUUAUGCGUGGCAAGUUGUAAUAAUUUAUAAUAAACAUUUUGUGUAGUCUGUCCCAACUAUUUUGGAACCAAUUUUGUAAAGAUAUGUUUUUGUAAGACUAGAUCUAAGGGAUUCAACAUUAAAAGAGUUAAU